CGGCCACGCCCCCGACUCGACAACAACAGCUGAGGCCACGUCAUUUUUCUGCCAUCUUCGCACUUCGGAGCAGCGACUGCCGUCGAAAUGAACAUUUUUCGGCUCCUCGGCGACAUUUCGCACCUGCUGGCCAUCAUCGUGCUGCUGCGCAAGAUAUGGAUGUCGCGGUCGUGUGCCGGCAUCAGCGGCAAGAGCCAGGUGCUGUUCGCCAUCGUCUACACCACCAGGUAUCUCGAUCUCGUCACCUCGUACAUCUCGCUCUACAACUCGGUCAUGAAGGUGGUCUUCCUGGCCGCCUCCUAUGCCACCCUCUACCUGAUGUACGCCAAGUUCAAGGCCACCUACGACCACAACCACGACACUUUCAGGAUUGAGUUUCUGAUCGUGCCUGCCAUCGGUCUUGCUCUCCUCAUCAACCACGACUUCCAAGUUUUGGAGAUUUUGUGGACAUUCUCGAUCUACCUCGAGUCGGUGGCGAUUCUGCCGCAGUUGUUCAUGGUAUCGAAAACGGGCGAGGCCGAAAGCAUCACGUCGCACUACCUUUUCGCAUUGGGCAUGUACCGAGGACUGUAUCUCUUCAACUGGAUUUACCGCUACUGGGCCGAGGACCACUACGACCUCAUCGCCAUCGUGGCCGGUGUGGUGCAAACCGUUCUCUACUGUGACUUCUUUUACCUUUACAUCACAAAGGUGUUGCGAGGCAAGAAGUUACAGUUACCAGCCUAAGCGCAGCAAGAGAAGCACAAGGGCUUGGUCUAGGUGCUUUGAGAGGUCUGCACCCUUUUAGUCCCCAACUUUGCCAAUUUCGGAACCAAGCCCGGCAUUACUUCACGUUAAUUAAUAACUUAAUUAAUUAUUUGAGAAAUUGUCAGGCGCACUUGAUAAUAUGUAAACAUUUCAACAGGUUGUUCACUAGGUUCCAUUUUUGAAUGCACGUCGUGAGUCAUAAUGUUUUAUCGUUUUGUAAUUGUCGGCCAUCGAUGCACGCGCCUCCGUGCAUUCUGUGAUUCGGCCAGUCCAAAGAAUUAAAUUUCCAACGCCAUUUGUAGCAAUAUUCGUAGAGGAAAAUAGAAAAUCCGUAGCGCAACAAGUCUUGUGUCUCUCAAGAGCAACCGAUUCGAUAAUAAUUUCCGAGCCGCCUUAAAUUACUCUAUCGGCUCAGCAAACUGUAAUAAUUCCUUCUAUCGUCUCCCGAGUGAAAAUGCAGGUUGGCUGAUAUUUUGUACUUCUUAAUUUUGUGCCGAGUGGUUAUUAUUUCUGAUGAGAAAGUCUAGCUUGAGAAUGAGUGCCAGUUAAGGGAGUGAAGAAGAAAAACAAACGAGUUUUGUUUUAAGUCUGUUUGUUUGCGAGUGCGCGUGAAUUUAUCAUAAUUUACCAAAUAAAAGGGACGUCUUAUGUGUAAUUCAUCAUGAAUAAAGCUUUUAAAAUAAAAAGUA
This is a messenger RNA of Neocloeon triangulifer, 1436 nucleotides long. It is a transcript of the gene KdelR, whose product is annotated as ER lumen protein-retaining receptor. Gene Ontology annotation, biological process: protein retention in ER lumen; endoplasmic reticulum to Golgi vesicle-mediated transport. Gene Ontology annotation, molecular function: ER lumen protein retrieval receptor activity. NCBI's taxonomy places the organism in Eukaryota, Metazoa, Arthropoda, Insecta, Ephemeroptera, Baetidae. The transcript has 5 exons. The record is from RefSeq and is a predicted model, not a curated record. The coding region runs from base 88 to 726 and encodes 212 amino acids. Gene Ontology annotation, cellular component: endoplasmic reticulum; membrane; cis-Golgi network.